Molecule: messenger RNA, 3161 nt
Organism: Quercus lobata
Lineage: Eukaryota; Viridiplantae; Streptophyta; Magnoliopsida; Fagales; Fagaceae
Gene: PTAC2
Product: plastid transcriptionally active 2
Exons: 4
Coding region: 182-2782 (866 amino acids)
Molecular function (GO): protein binding
Source: RefSeq, a predicted model, not a curated record
AGAGCUCCACGUGUCUUUCUUCAAGCUAAGUUCGUUACUACUAUUUUCAGCUCUCACUCUCAAAGCUCUCUCUUCCUCUACUCUCUGAAACUUCAAUUUCCUUGUCAAAAUCAGAUUUCAAAUCCGUGGGAAUUCAAAUUUCAGGGAAAACAAAAUUCAUGCUAACCACGAAGUUACGAAAAUGACCCUCUCGCCCACUCUCUCUCUACCGCAUUCUUCUUCACCUCUUUCCUCCUCUCCGCUCUUCACGUUCCCAGCCAGGAGCCCUAGAAGAUUCUUCUUCUUCCACCGGAUAUUCCUCUCCGCCGGCGACCGGAGAUCCCUCGCCGGAAAACCGAGAGCAAAGCCGAAGGAGCUCGUCCUCGGAAACCCGUCGGUGACGGUGGAGAAAGGGAAGUACAGCUACGACGUCGAAACCCUAAUCAACAAGCUGAGCAGCCUCCCGCCGCGCGGAAGCAUCGCGCGGUGCUUGGAGAUGUUCAAGAACAAGAUGUCGCUGAACGACUUCGCGCUCGUGUUCAAGGAGUUCGCGCAGCGCGGAGAUUGGCAGCGGUCGCUUCGUCUCUUCAAGUACAUGCAACGACAGAUCUGGUGCAAACCUAACGAGCACAUAUACACGAUCAUGAUCAGUCUGCUCGGCCGCGAGGGAUUGCUCGACAAGUGCCGCGAGGUGUUCGAUGAAAUGCCUGGCCAAGGCGUGGCUCGAACGGUGUUCGCGUACACCGCGGUGAUCAACGCCUAUGGCCGCCACGGUCAGUAUGAGGUCUCUCUUGAACUUUUAGAUAGAAUGAAAAAGGAAAUGAUUUCGCCGAGUAUAUUAACGUAUAAUACUGUUAUCAAUGCUUGUGCUAGAGGUGGUUUGGAUUGGGAGGGAUUGUUAGGAUUGUUUGCUGAAAUGAGACAUGAAGGGAUUUUACCUGAUCUUGUUACUUACAAUACUUUGCUUAGUGCUUGUGCUCAUAGGGGUUUAAGCGAUGAGGCCGAGAUGGUUUUUAGGAAUAUGAAUGAGGGAGGAAUAGUUCCUGAUAUAACUACUUAUAGUUAUUUAGUCGAGACGUUUGGGAAAUUAGGUAAGCUCGAGAAGGUUUCGGGGCUACUUAAGGAAAUGGAAUUAGGAGGUAAUUUGCCUGAUAUAAUGUCGUAUAAUGUGUUAUUAGAGGCAUACGCGAAAUUGGGAUCUAUUAAGGACGCAAUGGGGGUGUUUAGGCAGAUGCAGGCUGCAGGGUGUGUGCCAAAUGCGGCUACUUAUAGUAUUUUGUUGAAUUUGUAUGGGAGGAAUGGGAGGUAUGAUGAUGUUCGCGAGCUUUUUCUCGAGAUGAAAGUGAGCAAUACGGAGCCGGAUGCAGCUACGUAUAACAUUUUGAUACAGGUGUUUGGUGAGGGUGGGUAUUUUAAGGAGGUGGUGACUUUGUUUCAUGAUAUGGGGGAGGAGAAUGUGGAACCGAAUAUGGAAACUUAUGAGGGGUUAAUAUUUGCUUGUGGGAAAGGGGGGCUCCAUGAGGAUGCCAAGAAAAUUUUGGUUAAGAUGAAUGAGAAAGGGAUAGUGCCUAGUUCUAAGGCUUACACUGGGGUUAUUGAGGCAUAUGGGCAAACUGCAUUGUAUGAGGAAGCUCUUGUUGCCUUUAAUACAAUGAACGAAGUGGGGAGUGGGCCGACUGUUGAAACCUACAACUCGCUGAUUCAUGCAUUUGCGAGGGGCGGAUUAUACAAGGAGUGUGGAGCUAUUUUACACAGAAUGGGUGAGUCUGGUGUUGCACGAAAUGUGGAUUCCUUCAAUGGUGUGAUUGAAGCUUUUCGGCAAGGAGGCCAAUUUGAAGAAGCUGUAAAGACAUACAUUGAGAUGGAAAAGUCAAGAUGUGAUCCUGAUGAACGGACCCUUGAGGCAGUUUUAAGUGUUUACUGCGUCGCAGGUCUUGUUGAUGAGAGUGUGGAGCACUUCCAGGAAAUUAAAUCUUCAGGAAUAUUGCCCAGUGUCAUGUGCUAUUGCAUGAUGCUAGCCGUCUAUGCAAAGAGUGACAGGUGGGAUGACGCCUAUGAGUUGCUGGAUGAGAUGCUGAAAAAUAGGGAAUCAAGUAUACAUCAAGUGACUGGACAGCUGAUCAAGGGAGAUUAUGAUGAUGACUCUAACUGGCAGAUGGUAGAGUAUGUCUUUGACAAACUUAACUCUGAAGGAUGUGGUUUGGGAAUGAGGUUUUAUAAUACUCUUUUAGAAGCACUUUGGUGGCUGGGCCAGAAACAAAGGGCCGCAAGAGUGCUCAGCGAAGCAUUAAAGAGGGGAAUUUUUCCUGAACUCUUCCGUAAAAACAAACUCGUGUGGUCUGUGGAUGUACACAGAAUGUGGGAAGGUGGAGCAUAUACAGCAAUAUCAGUUUGGCUAAACAAUAUGUAUGAAAUGUUCAUGAAUGGGGAAGAUCUUCCUCAACUAGCAAGCGUUGUUGUAGUGAGAGGGCAGAUGGAAAAAAGCUCAAUUUCACGGGACUUUCCCAUUGCAAAGGCUGCCUAUUCAUUUCUGCAGGAUAAAGUGUCAUCAUUCUUUUCUUUCCCAGGCUGGAACAAGGGUCGGAUUAUCUGCCAGCGAUCACAGCUCAAGCGGAUUUUGUCGGGCAUAGAGUCAUCCUCAGAUGGGACCAAAAAGGACAAAAUAAUUGAUUUGAGUAACUCCCCCUUUAAUCUUCCUGGAACAAGAACUCCCAGAAGUGAUGUAAUGAAUGGUCACAAAAAAGAUGCUGACUCUGAAAGCAGAAUUAUGACAAGAACAGAGAUGAUACCAAGCACAGUUUAAAAGAGAGAAUGAAAUGCAUUCAUCAGUGUUCAAGGGCUUGAUAAAAAAAUCUUGGCCUCCCUAUUUCAGUUAAAAAGGAAGAGGAGGUGAACAUUUGUGAAUGAAUUUGCUGGAGAAUGUGUUAUGGUCUUUACAAAGUUAACAAUCAGCUUGCCAGCAAUGGAAUCAUAAUGUUACUUGCACGAUAACAGGUUAAAGCUCAGUUAGUCACUAUUAACAGCUUGAUCAAAAUUCAGUUUUGUUCCCUGUAUUUAGCAUUGGGGAAUUUCAGGUGAUGAAUAGCAUUGUGAUUUUGUAGCUUUAGAUUAUUCUUUUCAUAUGUAAAUGUACAUUAUAUAUAUUUUUUCCACUCCUAAUAUUUAGAAUAGUUGAAGGGUCA